Culex pipiens pallens (northern house mosquito) is the source of this 1955-nucleotide messenger RNA. RefSeq lists its product as uncharacterized. The record is from RefSeq and is a predicted model, not a curated record. NCBI's taxonomy places the organism in Eukaryota, Metazoa, Arthropoda, Insecta, Diptera, Culicidae. The transcript has 5 exons. The coding region runs from base 241 to 1761 and encodes 506 amino acids.
UUCAACAAACUUUGCUUGCUGUUAAAUUGCAUCCAAUAUAAUGUAAAAUCAUCCAGAUUAUGUGUGGUAUAGCAUGUAAUGGAGUGUCAAUUUAUUACAGCUCAGCGAACCACCGAUCAAAUUGUUUAUUUUGCAAGCAAUGUGAAAAAGUAAACCUUGCGAAAAGUGCUUAUUCAAGCCAAAUAAUUUUUAGUCUGAAUCAAAUUUUAUGUUCCUACGAAACAUUAACAAAACGGAAUCAUGCCGAAACAGAAGUGGAACACCGGUAAGCAGUACUGCGCAGAGCCCGAAACGGAUCCCUACGCCCAGAUCUACCGGAAGUCCGAUAUAUUCCUCGAUUACAUGAACGAAAGUUCGUGCAAAAUUCCGAGAAUCGAGGAAUUUUCUGCUGACUCCUCAACGGAGCUGUUGGAAACGAUCGAAUGCAUUGACUUGCCGGCGCAUCGAUUAACUGGAAAGGUACGGUGCCAAUAUUUAAAGUAUUUGGAAGGGCUGCUGGAAGGCAAUUAUUCCGCCUGGUCCGGAUCGGUAGAACCGUACGAGAAUGUCACGUUCUCCUCGGAUGAGAUUAAAAGAUGUGCCGAAAGAAUCGAGAUGAAGGCGGUUCAAUCGUGCAUGAUCGCAUCGCUGUAUCGGAAAUAUAUUCUCAAAACGAUUUCUCAGAUUCGUAAAGAAACUAACGAGUGCUUGAUACAUCCCAAUUUGGUCGACAGUAAAUUUGCACCAAAGAUCAUCAAAAAAGAGUGCAGCCACGUGUCCGUUCAAACCGAUGAGCUAGACCUUGAAACGUGCACUAAAGUGCGCUCGAUAACGAUGGAUGAUCUUCAGGUUGGGGUACUUCCCGAUGUUCCUGCCAUGUCUCUGGAUGAGAAAAUUCGAAACUUUGAAGCAAAGAUGCACAUUUCCAGUCGCAAGACUAAAUCGAGUCGUGAGAGUUCUGUGAAAAAAAGUAAAAAGGAGACUAAAUCUAGCACUGAAGUGAAGCAAAAGAUUGCCAAAACAUCGGAACAUGUCCAAGAGCCCGUGGAUACAAGUGAAGCGAUAACGAGGCCGUCAGAAAACGUAGUACUUACAGGGGAAAGCAUUUCCAAAGAAGAGGAUGACAAUAUAAUACGCGAACUGGAAGCAAUGUUUGACAACGGAGACGAUGGAAACAUUUUUGAUUCAUGCGAAAAUCAAGUUCAAAUCAAUGCAAUUAUAAGUGAAAUUGAAAGGUUUGAUCCGCAGCAAGUUGAAGGCCAAUCGAAACCCAUAAACUCACCCUCGCCUCAAUUGAUCGAAUUAAUUGAUGUGAAUCGGCAGCCCAAAGAACAAGCGUCCACCAAGGAAGCUGAUCUCAAGAAGAGUCUUUGGCCCUGUGAAUAUCACAUGCAAAAGAUGAAACUGCGUGAAUUGCUGAGCAAUAUUGCCGACACAAAUUACUUUAAGUACGAGCGCAUUCGCUUGCGAUUCAUAGAAUUGUUUGGCGAGUACGAAGAGGAAGAGGAUGAGCUGGGUCCGUACAGCCCGUCGAUCGAGCUGAACGAAGUGCUUAUAUCGAGCUGCCGCCAAAGGAUCGCCCAGUGGGUGGUGCAAUCAUUGAUGAAACCACUGAACGAAGGCUUGAUUGGAAACCGUUUUCUGUUUAAAAAGUUGGCGAAACACCUGGCGGAUGGAAUAAUUUAUGCCAAUCAGUAUCCGAAUCAAAGGUACAUCAAAAACUAUAUCGUAGAGUAUUUCUGCACACAUCCCGCAAUAUUAUCCGUUGAAGAUAUGUAUUAACGAUUACGUUAACGCCAUGAGUUCCUGAUUUAAAACUAUACAAACACAUGAAUACUGCUAGCUUGCUGAAUUGGUUUUAAACAAAACUGCUGGCCUUUGAAUGAUAAUUUUGAAUUAUGGAUACAUGAACUAAUUCUGUGAAUUGAUUAAUACUUUCAAAUAAAAAUAACUGUUGCUUACAGUUAAUAAUACAA